This is a messenger RNA of Glarea lozoyensis ATCC 20868, 1287 nucleotides long. RefSeq lists its product as uncharacterized. Bases 1 to 1287 code for a protein of 428 amino acids. The record is from RefSeq and is a predicted model, not a curated record. NCBI's taxonomy places the organism in Eukaryota, Fungi, Ascomycota, Leotiomycetes, Helotiales, Helotiaceae. The transcript is spliced from 3 exons.
AUGAGGCGUGUUAAAUCAGCCAGCGGCAAGCUGAGUAUUGCACAAUCUGCAGCUUCGAUUCUUCCAGGUCAAGAGCGCGAUAACAUUGGUAAAACGCGCUUUCAGUCUAGUAUUAUCGUUGGGCAGCCCGAGGCUGUGAUUAAAGAACAUUCGACUUCGAACAAUUCUUCUAGCUCCCGCAGCUCCAUUAUCAUCGAAAAUCAUGGUCUCCGAAGAAACUCCUCCCUGCGUGUCUUGAGCAAGAAGAUAUAUGCGGAGUCCGAUAGUCAAAGUGAUGAAAAAACUCCCUCCAGCAUUUCGAAGAAAAUUAAAAGACCACGGCGAGAGGAGACGGUGAAAAAGACACGCCCAUCUAAGAGAAUUCGUCGUCAAGUUAGACGUAAAGUGGCGUGCGCACUGCCUUCCGACGAUGAAGAUCAGCUCCUUCGACCAUCAAUAUCCAAUGAGAAAGCUCUUUUACCUCAGUCGCAAGAGGUCAAGAAAGUCAUUGUACAACCAGCUACUGUACCAAUCUCAAGGAGAAAUUGGGUCAAAAACCAGAACAAACCACCAUCUGAUACAGACUCUGCUGAAAAGUCUGGAAAUUCCAAAAAUUCACAACCAUCGAUUUGCAAGCAAAACAAGGCUCGGAACGGAAAUACAAACAAAGAGCAUUUUGGAAAUGAAAGCCCAGAAACAAAACACAUUGACCUCCUCUCCCACUACAAAAAUCUCAUCCACCUCAUCCUCCACCGCCUGCUAAACCCUACCUCCACACCCCCAUCAACCCUCACAAUCUCCUCCGCAACGCUCGCCUCCCACCUCUCUCAAACGGCCACCGCCCUCUCCUCUCCCUCCUGGACGCCCCUAUUUCUCAACGCACUGCAACACCGGCCUAGCAUCUUCAUCCGACUCAGUAAUCCCCGCGAAUCCAUUUGCGACGCCUGUGGCGCUGAAGCCAACCUAAACUCCACUCUGACAUUCAAAGAUCGGCCUUAUAACCCUCAUAACCUGCGAUUUGAGGCCCAAGGGACGGAUAUCUUGAGGUAUGAAGUGGAUGAGGCGUGUCGGAGGAAGGCGGAAAAGUGUCAUGGGCUGUGGCAUUGGCGGUGGAUGGUCUUGCAGCGGGUGAAGACAAUGUUGGAUAGGGAGGGUGUGAAUAGCAGGAGAGAGAGAGGGAAGAGGAAGUCUAUGAGUGCGGCAGCGAGGGAGAGGCAUGUAGAGAGAUUUCUUGGUGUGGUGGUGGGCGGAGAGCUGGUGACGGAUGGCUAUAGGAGGUAUAGGAAUUUAAGACGUUUAAGGGCGUGA